Messenger RNA from Apiotrichum porosum, 1470 nucleotides. RefSeq lists its product as uncharacterized. Gene Ontology annotation, molecular function: protein binding. Lineage: Eukaryota; Fungi; Basidiomycota; Tremellomycetes; Trichosporonales; Trichosporonaceae. The coding region runs from base 1 to 1470 and encodes 489 amino acids. The transcript is spliced from 3 exons. The record is from RefSeq and is a predicted model, not a curated record.
AUGUCCCUUCGAGCAGGCCUCCCGCUCCGCCGUGCACCGCUGCGUGCACUUGGGGCUAGCACCAGCCUCCCGCGCGUCCCCGUUCCCUCUUCGCUCGCUGUGCGCGCUCGCUUGACAUCCAGCCCAACCACCACACCCUCCUCCCUCGCCAACGUCCGCUUUGCGUCUUCUUCUUCGUCGUCGUCCUCAGCCGGCGCCGGCGCCGGUGCGGCCGAGCAGCCCCCCAUUCCACCCAAGGCUGGCAAGCCGGGUCUGGCUUAUCGCGGUGUCAAGAUCUCGCAUCUUUUCGGUGGGAUCGUGUCCCUCGGCCUGCUCAUCACCAUCUAUGGCCUCCUUGAAUGGUACUUUUCGCUGCAGAUCUGGCCCGAGCCCAUAAAGACGCCGCUGAAGAAGGCGCUCAAGGCGCGCGGGCAGGGCGACUAUGACCGCGCCGACGAGUUCUUCCGUGAAGCCGUGACGGCGGCCCAGUCGGUGCCCCCGUCGGCGCUCGACCCGGACCCGUUGCGCAAGCUGUCGGGCAUCUACAUUACGUGGGCGACGAUGCUGGAGGGUAACGGCCAGCCGGUGCGCGCGUUCGUCGCGUACCGCGACGCGCUCGGCCUGUUUGGGCCGUCGCCGCUGGCCAAGGACCGCGCCCCGGCCAACGGGUGGGCCGAGGGCCACGUCCUCGACGACGAGGACCACCUGCGCGCCAUUGGCCUGGCGCAGAAACUGGGGCAGAUCGCCGUGCGCAUGGGCUCGUUCCCCAUCCCCCCGCCGUUCCCGCACGCGGCGACGGACAAGCUCAAGAGCUGGGACGGCGCCGGCGAGGCGUACCUGUCCGGAGCGCUCGGUGCCAUGCUCCGCCUGGGUCUGGCGGGCCGCGCGCCGCCCACGCCCGAGUCGGGUCCCGUCGUCAUUGGCCGCGACGUCAACCUCCCCGAGAAAGAGGGCGACACGGAGGGCCGCGUCAACCGCCGCGGACUCGGCAUGACCAUGGAGGCCCUCGCAGAGGUGUAUGCCCGCCAGGGCCAGUAUGCGCUUGCGGGCCAGCUCCUGAUCCAGGCCAUCAGCACGCUCGUUCCCCCGCAGGACAAGAACCCCAGCGUGGCAGAUAGGUGCCAGGCGGCCAUGCUCAUGACCACCGUGUCCUCGCACGCCCUGGAGCCACGCACCCCGCAGGCCGUGCGCGCCUCGCGCUCGUGGUCCCUCCAGUCCCUGCAGUUCAUCGACAGCGCCGCCGAGGCUGCCGGGUGGAAGGACGGCUCGGCGCCAGGCGACACCGCCGCGGCAGUGUGUGCCCAGGCGCGCUCGGUGGCAAACUACAACCUCGGCAUGCUCGACGAGAUGGACGGGAACAAAAAGGACGCGGCGAGGCGGUUCGCCGAGGCCCUCGCGGUCGCGCGCGAGAGCGGGUUCAGCGAGGGGAGGCGCGAGGCCGGCGAGGCGUUGAAGCGCGUCAGGGCGGCGUUGGCCGCUGAGAAGAAGUAA